This is a messenger RNA of Arachis ipaensis, 795 nucleotides long. RefSeq names its product tropinone synthase-like. The record is from RefSeq and is a predicted model, not a curated record. Gene Ontology annotation, molecular function: heme binding; monooxygenase activity; iron ion binding. NCBI's taxonomy places the organism in Eukaryota, Viridiplantae, Streptophyta, Magnoliopsida, Fabales, Fabaceae.
AUGAAAGGCAUGUAUCUAGCUAGAGGAAAUCAUGAGAAUAAGAACAUGAACAAGAUAUAUGGUUUUGAGGGCGAGGUGCACUCAAAGUUAAAUGAAACAUUCGUGGAACUGUUUUCUGAUGUAAUUUGCUGUUUACCUUUGGCUCAUUUGUUGAGUAGAUUUUUGUCUCUGCAGAAUCUGUUGGUAGGAAGUGACUCCAUUAUGGUAGCUAUAACAUGGAUCUUGUCUCUGAUGCUUAAUAAUCCACAAGUACUGAAGAAGGCUCAAGAUGAGUUGGAGAACAAAAUUGGGCGGAAUAGACAAGUGGAGGAAUCCGACAUCAAGGAUUUAGUGUAUCUUCAAGCCAUUGUGAAGGAAUCUUUGCGGCUAAGUUCUCCGAGUGGUGUCAUUUUUCCUCGUGCAGCGAUGAAGGACUGCACGCUUUCAACUGGCUAUCACAUCCCAACAGGCACCAAGUUGAUGAUAAACAUAUGGAAAAUAAUGCAUGAUGAGAACCUGUGGCCUGAUCCAUAUAGCUUUCAACCUGAGAGAUUCUUGUGCAGCAGCCAUAAGGACAUAGAUGUGAGGGGCCAACACUAUAAGCUUCUUCCAUUUGGCUCUGGAAGGCAUUCGUGCCCCGGAAUUUCACUAUCUCUCAAUGUUAUGCAUCUUAUUCUGGCUGCACUGCUGCAUAGCUUUGAAAUUACUACUCCAUCCAAUGAACCUGUAGAUGUGACAAAGAGCAAUGGUUUGACAAAUAUGAAAGCAACUCCACUUGAGGUUCUUCUUGUUCCACGCCUCAACUGUAUUUUAUGA